Raphanus sativus (radish) is the source of this 2775-nucleotide messenger RNA. RefSeq lists its product as uncharacterized. Gene Ontology annotation, molecular function: cysteine-type peptidase activity. Gene Ontology annotation, biological process: proteolysis. The record is from RefSeq and is a predicted model, not a curated record. The coding region runs from base 1 to 2775 and encodes 924 amino acids. Lineage: Eukaryota; Viridiplantae; Streptophyta; Magnoliopsida; Brassicales; Brassicaceae. The transcript is spliced from 7 exons.
AUGGACGAAUCUCCCAACCGCGAUGAACCAGUUCGCGAUCCUGCGGAACCUCCCCUUCCCAUUCCGGAGAUGAUGUUUGCGGCGGGCGAUGAACCGGUAGGUGUCAGAGUUCUUACCUACCAAUCCUCUACGGCUAUCAAUCACAUACUAGAUUCCCUGGAAGAAGAUGAGAUCCAGAGAUUGCGCUUGUCUCCCUUUGGUAAGAUUGUUGACAUCGCGGAGAAACCGGGUUUCUCGGGUAGAUUUGCUAGAUACAUGUUGUCUAGACAGUUGAAGGUGGAGAAAAAAUAUGAGGCUUGGUUUCGGUUUGCGGGGAAACCGAUAAAAUUUUCUCUUCGCGAGUUCGCGAUUGUAACCGGUCUCCACUGCGGUGAAUACCCGAAGAAGACGAAGGUGAAGUCAAAGUCGAAGAUGAAGGAGAAACCUUAUUGGGCCGAGCUAUUUGGGAACAGAGAGGAGAUUCGGGUUUCGACGGCCCUAAAGAUGCUAAGGAAAAAAACGAUAACCGAUUCAGACAUAAGGAUUAAGGUGGCUUGUCUCGCGAUAGUCUCUUCGGUCCUCCUCUCCACAAACCUCAAAAUGAAGAUGAUGAAAGAACAUGCUGAGGCAACAAAAGAUCUCGACCAGUUCUUUUCGUAUCCGUGGGGUCGCCUAGCUUUUGAAAUGCUUAUGGGUAGUAUAAAGCAAAGAGACGAGGUCGCCUUCUCCAAUGAUACAAUAGCACUGAAAGGGUUUGCAUUGGCACUACAACUGGUUAUGGUAGAGGCUGUACCAUCUCUAACCGAAGUUGUCUUGGAGACUUGUGCAUCUUCUGAUUCCGAUAGCAGCGACGAUGGAGAUGAUAUCGUGAAGAAGAGGAACAAACAAAAGACACUGAGCCCCGGGCAUGCUCGCAAAGAGGACAAAAAAACUGAUGUUUUGGUUAGAAGCAUUAUCCCUGAUGAUCCGGAUAGACCAAUAGAUAACGUUAUACUUGUAUGGGCAGACGAGGUGUGCGACGUUAAAGUAGAUAAUCUUCUGAAGCUUCUAGCAGAAGGUUACUCUUUCACGGCUACGAUGUUCAAAGGUGGCGCUACCAAACUUGACGUUGAGAGAUUGCGUGACAUAGCAAAGGAGGUGGGUAAGAAGAAGCGGAAAAAUAACCCGGUUACACACAAGGAAACGGACGACGACAACCGUAUUGCAGGCAUUGUGAUGUCUAUUCUCAAAACGGAGCUCCAAAGAGUUGAUGCGAAUGUGGCCAAAGCUGUAUCAGUUGCCGAAAAAACGGCUGUUCAAGUGGACUCCUUGGAGACCACUAUCAUGGUUUCAGUCAAUAAUCAGCUUCAAACCUUCAAGGAUGAUAUCAUGCGGUCUUCCAUGGACGGUGAGGCCAACCCAAACCUCAGAACACAGAAACCUGGGGGGAACCUAAACACUGAGGUAAAUGAGGAAGAAAAUGGUGACAACAGUCAACCCAAUGGCGACAGAAGAUCAACAUCAGUGUUGGAGGGGUCUCAUGGGAGGGUAGCUAAUUCUACUUCACGCUUGAAUAACAAUGAUCAGGGCUUCGAGGCUGACUUCUUAUCAGCCAAUAGCCACACCAAAGAAUCUUCUAUGGUCUCGUCAAGAGCAGAGGUGAAUGGGGCCAAUGUUUCACGUAAGAUCAUUGGAGAGCUGUCAGAAGGAUCUCAUAAUGUCCACUAUGGUUCAGACAAUAUUGAGACUAACUUUGGUGGCUCGAAAACUGUGGCUCCAUCUCCAUCGCUUCCGGUAGCCACAGAAGAAAUCACAACAACCGCCAUUUUACAGGCUCCAUCUCCAUAUCCAUCGCUUCCGGUAGCCACAGAAGAUAUGAUUGACACAGUUCCAGAACAUAGGGAAGAAGAAGCAACAGACGACCCGUCACAUCCUCCACUAAGUCCUAAAAGCAAACGCAGUAAGGUGGUUCCAGGUGAACAUGUACAAGAGAUUGAAAGUGGGGAUGAUACACUUGCCCGAGCUCGUGAAGCCGACCCUUUUUUUACUGCAUACUCCUGCCCUGAUUUGGUAAUGUCCAAAUACACAAAGCUCGUUGGUAAACUAAGCAACAACUUUGUUAUAAAUGUUGCCGGGCUGGCAGUAACUUCCAAGGACAUCACGGGAAUCGUAGAACUCAGCCGUUCCUUACCAGCUAGGAUUAUUGAUAUCUUGGUGAGGUUUGUACGGACCACAUACAACAGUGCACCGAAUUGUAGCCGUGAGAGAAGUCCCAACUUUCUUGACACCAGAUAUGUUGUGUUGUUGUUGAAGCAUUAUCCAAAGUUUGAGCGUUCAAGAUCACAAGAGUCAUAUAAUUUUCCCAAAGAUCUUGUUCACUAUCUUGGUCAGGACGAGCCGACAAUGGCACCUUUCACUCAUCACUACUUUCCGUUUGAUCUAGGGAACAAAGACUGGGUUGUUGUGUGUUUCGACCUGAAAGCGUGGAAGUUAACUGUUCUUGAGUGCAAUAUGGGGCUCCGGUCUGAUGAAGAAUUGGCGAAACAACUCCAACCCUUCAGAGAUAUGAUCCCCCCACUUUUGAGGCGUACCGGAGUGCUCUCCACUACUGCUUCUUAUCCUGCUGUUGUGAUAGAGAGGCCUAAUGUGGUGCGUCAUAACAGCAACCGCUCACACUCUGCCCUAACAUCCAUAUUGCUCAUGCAAACGCAUGCAAGGUUUGGGAUUGAAAUCUGCAGGUCUAUCACUCCUACUACUCUCAAGGAAGAAGCGCAAAGACUUGUGGUGAUGUUGUAUGAACUACAUGAGAAGCUGUAG